AUGGACGGCAACCAGACGUGGAUCACAGAAGUGACCCUGCUGGGAUUCCAGGUUGAUCCAGCCCUGGAGUCUUUGCUCUUUGGACUUUUCUCUCUCUUCUACACCCUCACCCUUCUGGGGAAUGGAGUCAUCCUGGGGCUUAUCUGCUUAGACUCUAGACUGCACACCCCCAUGUACUUUUUCCUGUCACACUUGGCCAUAAUUGACAUGUCCUAUGCUUCCAACAAUGUCCCCAAGAUGCUGGCAAAUCUAGUGAGUCAGAAGAGAACCAUCUCCUUUGUUCCUUGCAUUAUGCAGACAUUUUUAUAUCUAGCCUUUGCUCACACAGAGUGCGUGAUUUUGGUGGUGAUGUCCUACGAUCGGUACGUGGCGAUCUGCCACCCCCUCCGUUACACUGUCAUCAUGAGCUGGAGAGUGUGCUCGGUCCUGGCUGCCACUUCCUGGGUGUUUAGCUUCCUCCUGGCUCUGGUCCAUGUGGUUCUCAUCCUGAGACUGCCCUUCUGUGGGCCUCGUGAAAUCAACCACUUCUUCUGUGAAAUCCUGUCUGUCCUCAAGCUGGCCUGUGCUGACACCAGGCUGAACCAAACUGUCAUCUUUUCAGCUUGUGUUUUUAUCUUACUGGGGCCCCUCUGCUUGGUGCUGGUCUCCUACACACGCAUCCUGUUCUCCAUCCUGAGGAUCCAGGCAGCUGAGGGCCGCAGAAAGGCCUUCUCCACCUGCUCCUCCCACCUCUGCGUGGUCGGGCUCUUCUUUGGUAGUGCCAUCGUCAUGUACAUGGCCCCCAAAUCUCAACACCCCGAGGAGCAGCAGAAGGUCCUUUCCCUGUUUUACAGUCUUUUCAACCCUAUGCUGAACCCACUGAUCUACAGCCUGAGGAGUGCAGAGGUCAAGGGUGCCCUGAGGAGAGCGCUGUGGAAGGAGAGGCCAAUGUGAG
Molecule: messenger RNA, 934 nt
Organism: Camelus dromedarius (Arabian camel)
Lineage: Eukaryota; Metazoa; Chordata; Mammalia; Artiodactyla; Camelidae
Product: olfactory receptor 2A14-like
Exons: 1
Coding region: 1-933 (310 amino acids)
Biological process (GO): detection of chemical stimulus involved in sensory perception of smell; G protein-coupled receptor signaling pathway
Cellular component (GO): plasma membrane
Molecular function (GO): olfactory receptor activity; G protein-coupled receptor activity
Source: RefSeq, a predicted model, not a curated record